AUUGAACAAUAGCUUCUUGCUAUCUAGUCUUGAUAGAAAAACACCCAACCUGAUUUUUUAUGAUUUUCUUUUUUUUUGAGAGAAGGCAAUAAUAAUUUUGUUUAAUUAUUGUUGUUUUCCACUUAUGUUCACAUAAAAGGUGUGAAGCAAUGUCUACUUAUCCAAGAACUUACGACUUCAUUCAUGCUGAUUCGGUUUUUAGUUUCUAUGACAACAAGUGCGAAAUGGAAGAUAUUUUGCUGGAGAUGGACAGAAUAUUGAGACCUGAAGGCGGUGUGAUAUUCCGAGACGAUGUGGAUACGUUGGUGAAGAUCAAAAAGAUAACUGAUGGACUGAAUUGGGAUAGUCAGAUUGUUGAUCAUGAAGACGGACCAUAUCAGAGGGAAAAACUCUUAUUUGCUGUUAAGGUGUAUGGGACAGCUCCUAGUUCUGAUCAAAAUUCCUCAACAUGAAAAACAUUUCUGCUUAAUUUGUUUUUCUUAAUUUUUUCCCUUUUUUUUAUUAGCUUUAUUAAUUACAUUUUUUACUAGUAUUUGUUAAAUGCAAGUUCGUCCACGGAAGCAGAUCAAGACGUACCAAGAUGUAUGAAGAUGAAUUGAGCCAAUAAAUAUCCUUCAAGUAAUUUCGGCGGAAAAUGAUUUCAUCACCCCUUGGUUUAAUUAAUUGUACACAUCGAC
Molecule: messenger RNA, 677 nt
Organism: Rubroshorea leprosula
Lineage: Eukaryota; Viridiplantae; Streptophyta; Magnoliopsida; Malvales; Dipterocarpaceae
Source: the annotation of a GenBank genome assembly